CAGCCUCCACCCCGCGGGCAGAUCUAGAAAACCAGGAGGGUCCAUUAUCAUAACAAUGUCAACAAAAUCCUCGCUCCUUAAGGUGAUCCUGCUGGGAGACGGCGGAGUUGGGAAGAGCUCGCUCAUGAACAGAUACGUCACUAACAAGUUUGAUGCACAGCUGUUUCACACAAUAGGUGUGGAGUUCUUGAACAAAGAUUUGGAGGUGGAUGGACACUUUGUUACAAUGCAGAUAUGGGACACAGCCGGCCAAGAACGUUUUCGGAGCUUGCGGACUCCUUUCUAUAGAGGUUCUGACUGUUGCCUACUCACUUUCAGUGUGGAUGACUCUCAAAGCUUCCAGAACUUAAGCAACUGGAAGAAAGAAUUCAUUUAUUAUGCAGAUGUCAAGGAGCCUGAAAGUUUUCCAUUUGUGAUACUGGGCAACAAAGUUGAUAUUAAUGAAAGGCAAGUGUCUGCAGAAGAAGCCCAAGCCUGGUGCAGGAAUAAUGGCAACCAUCCCUAUUUUGAAACCAGUGCAAAAGAUGCUACUAAUGUUGCAGCAGCCUUUGAAGAAGCUGUUAGAAGAGUUCUGGCCUCUGAAGAUAGAUCAGAUCACUUUAUUCAAACAGAUACAGUAAACCUUCAUCGGAAACCCAAACCCAGUUCAUCUUGCUGUUGACUUUUUUUUUUUUUUUUGCCAUAUUACUUUUCACUAGCUUGCUCUAAAGAGGGUUGAAAAGGUGUGGUAGAUAAAAUAACAAAUGGGUUCCACUGUAAUAUUGAAGUUGUAAUACUCUGCUGCUUUCUUGGGGGAGCGAAGGGGAAAUGUAAGAAAAACUUCCACUCAUGAGUGACCCAAUAGUAAAUUAGUGACAUCUUUUGUUUAGGAAGGUGUCAAGUAAAAAUAUACUAAUAUAAGAAUGUAAUUUGCCAAGUUAAUCAAAUGAUAAAUACUUCGAAUAUAGUUAAAACUUGAAAGUUCUAGAAGCACUACUUUGGAGAAAUUGUUCUGGAAUUGAGAUACAAAGAAACUUUUAUAUAUAUGUGUAUAUAUAUUUUUAUGGAAUCAACGUUCCAUUUUUGUUUCACUAAAAGUUUCGUAACAAUGCUAGAUAUUAAAUUUCAGUCUCAUUAUAUUCCUUUCAAUGUGAGUUGUACUUAAUCUCUUAACUUUUUUUAAAAAUUAUAAGUUAAUAUAACCCUCUUUCAGGUAUUCUAUAAUUGCCUAACAUCAUUAGACUUUAUGUAGACUUUAAAAAAAAAAAAAAACUACAUAUUUAAUAUGUUUUCCCUUCACUUACUAUUCAAAAGCUGUACUUAUUUUUCCAGAGUUUAAUGUAAAAUAUUCAUGACUUCUAAAGUUAGUAAGUUUCUCUGCCUUAAGUCCAAUUCCAGCAUGGUUCUGAUCAAUCGGGCAAAAAUUGCAAUAACUGAAGUUGCAACAAUUUUAGUUAAGGAAAAUAUAUGCUUUAUUUGGAAAGCUUUUAAUAGCUCUUUGGGGGAUCCACGUUGUGACGAAUUUAUAAGAGGACUUCUAGUUUACGGAUAAGUUCCAAACGUCUUGGUACCGUUCACCUGAGCUAUGAAUGUGUUUAUUGGUGAUCCCUGUACUGUGAAACAAAGGCUUGGCAAUACAUAGAGAACUCAGGAAGCUUUUAACUUAGAGAAGAUUUUAGCUCUAGUGGAAGUAAAUACCUGUAAUUAACAGUUGAGCUGAACUUGAUCCAUAUUUAAUUUGCCAUUGUAGGAUCUGAAAUUAAAAAUUAGUGUCUUAAUAUUUCUGUACCUGUUACAGGAUGAUUACCUGUUACAGGUAAGUUGCACAAUUAAUGGACAUUCUCUAUAAAGUCAUGCAGCUUUCUGAGGCUCUGCACUGCAUCUUGGCGAUACAAUUACCUGUAUGACAAGUUGCUUCAAGCUGGCUCCCAAAAGAACAGUAGCGUCACAGUGUGCUCGGAACAGCUGCCUUGCCAACAGGCUCUUGUUUCUGUGUGCAAUCGGAGGCUAAUGGGCAUUCCUGUAUCCACACUGCAGCCUUCCAACAGAAAUCGAGAGGCCUACAGGACAUGCGAGAGUAACUAACCUGCGCAAACUCUGUAUUCUGUAGAGCAGCUUUCUUUUCCAAAAUUGGGAAAAGCUUUCUUAAACAUACAGGAACUGCAAGGCUUUUAACAUAUCGUUCAAGCUCUGUACCAGGUGUAAUGUGAAAGUGAAGCUUGCACAACAAACUCUUCUUCUUGUAGCUCUUAAUACACUUUUCUGCCCUGCUUGUGUUGAACUCUUAGCUUUACCCACCCCGGACUGUUUUGUUCUGUAGAUUGCCUUCUGCUUAGAAGUGACAUCUCUGGACUCGUGGUACUUUCUAAGUCUGUGUCAUUCUGGCAGACUUGCAUAUAGUGCAACAGAGUUGUUUUUUAAGGUUUAGAUACCUAAGUGCCGAAUGUAGGUUGAGCUGCUACUUAUGUCAUAUUUAUCUUAGAUUUGCAGUCAAUGAAAGGUCUGUGAAGAAAGAAGCUUAGCUGUAAAGUUUUCUAACCUUACAGUGAGGUAACAAAAAACUUAAAAAACUGACUGCGUGUUUUGGGGGCUACUAAAAUGUAACUGUUGCUGUAAAGUAAACCUAUGUUAUACUGAUUUUAACAUUUAGAUUAACAGAGGUAAGAUUUAAACAAACAAACAAAAAGCAGUAGUAGGUAAGGACAGCAUGACUUGGGUACUGCAGAUAUAGCUCAAGUCAGAGACUGCUGAAAGGAAACAGAUUAAGGAUGAGAACUAUUGUAAAACUUGCAAAGAUCAAGGGGGCUUUUUUGUGCUUAACAGACCUUGACUGUGUUUUCCCCUUUGUUUCC
This is a messenger RNA of Nothoprocta perdicaria, 2831 nucleotides long. It is a transcript of the gene RAB9A, whose product is annotated as RAB9A, member RAS oncogene family. Lineage: Eukaryota; Metazoa; Chordata; Aves; Tinamiformes; Tinamidae. Bases 56 to 661 code for a protein of 201 amino acids. The transcript is spliced from 2 exons. Gene Ontology annotation, cellular component: phagocytic vesicle; lysosome; late endosome. Gene Ontology annotation, molecular function: GTPase activity; GTP binding. Gene Ontology annotation, biological process: Rab protein signal transduction; retrograde transport, endosome to Golgi. The record is from RefSeq and is a predicted model, not a curated record.